GGCGGAGUCCCCGGCCAAGUCGCGCCGCCUCAGCCGCUGCCGCCGCCGCCGCCGCCAGUGGCGAGACCCCGACCUGGCGGGGCUGCGCUGGGCGUGCGUGCGGGCAGGCGGGGGCGCUGACGAGGAGCACGAAGCGGUGGCCACGCGGGCGUGGGCGGCGGGUCCAGGUGGAGGCGCUGGGAGGCGGCGGCCGGUCGCGUGGGGCGGCCCUCCUCGCUCAGAAUUAUGGAUCCAAGCCUGUUGAGAGAACGGGAGCUGUUCAAAAAACGAGCUCUUUCCACUCCUGUAGUAGAAAAACGUUCAGUAUCUUCUGAAUCAUCAUCAUCCUCAUCAAAGAAGAAGAAAGCAAAGCUAGAACAUGGAGGAUCAUCGGGCUCUAAACAGAAUUCUGAUCAUAGCAAUGGAUCAUUUAACUUGAAAGCUCUAUCAGGAAGCUCUGGAUAUAAGUUUGGUGUUCUUGCUAAGAUUGUGAAUUACAUGAAGACACGGCAUCAGCGAGGAGAUACGCAUCCUCUCACUUUAGAAGAAAUUUUGGAUGAAACACAACAUUUAGAUAUAGGACUCAAGCAGAAACAAUGGCUAAUGACUGAGGCAUUAGUCAAUAAUCCCAAAAUUGAAGUAAUAGAUGGGAAGUAUGCCUUCAAGCCCAAAUACAACUUGAAAGAUAAGAAAGCCCUCCUUAGGCUGUUAGAUAAGCAUGACCAGCGAGGCUUAGGAGGAAUUCUUUUAGAAGACAUAGAGGAAGGACUCCCCAAUUCUCAGAAAGCUGUCAAGGCUUUAGGGGACCAGAUACUAUUUGUAAAUCGUCCCGAUAAGAAGAAAAUUCUUUUCUUCAAUGAUAAGAGCUGUCAGUUUUCUGUGGAUGAAGGGUUUGGUUGGUGUGUGAUGCCAGAUACAUCAAAAGAGAAGGAUAGUUUUCCUUUUUCUUUCCAUUCUUUCCUUAUGAGAAUAUUCAAUUCCUUGAAGAUUUGAACACAAACACCCAUGAGUUUCUCUGUCUUCUUGUUUCUUGGACAGUAUUCUUUGUAUCUUCUUUGGUUAUGUCCAUCAUUAAGUUUCCCAUCUCAUAAAUUAAUUUUUAUAAUCUCUGCUUUCCUAAAAUCAUCCAUUGUUAAUUUUCAGAUUUAAUAGCAUAUACAUUUUGCAGAGUAUAGCCCCAGAAUUUAAUUCUUGUCUGUAAUUUUCCCUUUUUAUUGCUAACUUCUUGUAUUUGCAUGUUCUCCCUUACUUCCUUAUUAUGCUAUGUUGGUGUAUCUGUUUUACUUUUGUUGUUGUAUUUUUGUUUUAAAGGAAAACAUCUGUCAGAUCACCCUUUGCAUACUAGUUUUUGAUUACUUUCUAUGAGUGGUGACUGAGCAAACAUUUAAAAUCUGCCAAAUUUUUUUGUUGUUUUAAUUUUGCUGUUACUUCCUGGUGGUUUUCCUGCAGAAUUCUUGGUUUAUAAACAUUCUUGACAGUUUUAGUUUAAGGGUUGAAUCAUAAUCAUUGUAAAGCAUCUCUCUUGGUCCAAUUUAAUGUUCUUUUCUUUUGAAGUCUGGCUUUAUCUUAUAUUCUUUUAAUCCCUUCCCUUUUUUGGGGCUGAUACAUUUUUGUCCAUCCUUUUACGAUGUACCCUGUCUUCUUUUGUUUAAAUGUUUCCUUUGUAAUUGGUUUGUAGUUGGUUUUAACUUCUUGAAGUGUCAUUUUAUAUUAAUUAUCUUUUUACAUGAUAGAUUGUCCCAUUAUUUGUUUGGAAAGUAUAAUUUUGGGAAGUUGUCGUAUAUAGAGUGAUUCUUUGUAUCUCUAAUUUGCUUAAACUAUAGAUAUCGUGGGGCACUUGGGUGGCUCAGUGGGUUAAAGCCUUUGGCUCAGGUCAUGAUCUCAGGGUCCUGGAAUCCAGCCCCACAUCGGGCUUUCUGCUCAGCGGGGAGCCUGCUUCCUCCUCUCUCCCUACCUGCCUCUCUACUUGUAAUCUCUAUCAAAUAAAUAAAUAAAAUCUUUAAAUGAU
Messenger RNA from Mustela lutreola (European mink), 1987 nucleotides. RefSeq names its product general transcription factor IIE subunit 2 (gene GTF2E2). Bases 226 to 972 code for a protein of 248 amino acids. Lineage: Eukaryota; Metazoa; Chordata; Mammalia; Carnivora; Mustelidae. Gene Ontology annotation, cellular component: transcription factor TFIIE complex. Gene Ontology annotation, biological process: transcription initiation at RNA polymerase II promoter. The transcript has 7 exons. The record is from RefSeq and is a predicted model, not a curated record.